GUAGGUCCUCCAGAUGUCAAUAAUGACCACAAUAUUACUGCUAAUAAUCUUACAACUGGUGUCAGCAGUUGUUACUACAACCGGGACAGCGACAGCAACAUUGCAUACAACCUGCCUCUCGUCCUGGGGUCCAGCAGUGCCACGAGCAGCAGUGCCACGAGCAGCAGUGCCACGAGCAGCAGUGCCACUAACAGUGCCACUAAUAGUGCCACGAGCAACAGUGCCACUAACAGUGGCACUAACAGUGCCACUAACAGUGCCACCAACAACAGUGCCACAAACAACAGUGCCACCAACAACAGUGCCACUAGCAACAGUACCACUAACAGUGCCACUAGCAACAGUGCCACCAACAACAGUGCCACUAGCAACAGUGUCACUAACAGUGCCACCAACAACAGUGCCACUAGCAACAGUGUCACUAACAGUGCCUCCAACAACAGUGCCACCA
Molecule: messenger RNA, 451 nt
Organism: Procambarus clarkii (red swamp crayfish)
Lineage: Eukaryota; Metazoa; Arthropoda; Malacostraca; Decapoda; Cambaridae
Source: RefSeq, a predicted model, not a curated record